Messenger RNA from Misgurnus anguillicaudatus (oriental weatherfish), 1642 nucleotides. RefSeq lists its product as uncharacterized. The record is from RefSeq and is a predicted model, not a curated record. Lineage: Eukaryota; Metazoa; Chordata; Actinopteri; Cypriniformes; Cobitidae.
ACGGCGCUUUACGGUAAUUCCUCCCAUGAUGCUUUUCGGUCGGAUGCUGUUUAUGGUUUGCAUUGGUGGUCUGUCUUUUAAUAUCGUAAUGAUUUGAACAGAGCAAAACAUAUUUGUUAAAGAUUACAACUGCGAAACUCGAGUAUUUCUAACGUUAUUAAGAGCUCCAAGUAAUGAGUAAAUGAUGGACAUCAUCAUGAACACUGUUGAUUUUCAGACACAGUUAACAUCCAUAAUGGAAGUGUUGGCCAAAACAGCUGUUGUUGAAAUAGGCAAACUUUUCGAGGAGACUUAUACUUUGUUGGGAUUAGAGAUAAAGCGAUGUACAAACGAAAACGACUCUCUGAGAAAGAAAUGUCUGUUUCUGGAGACUGAACUUCAGGCUGCCCGGGGAAACACCAGCAGGAUGAACGAGACUGAAACUUCAUUAAGCGUCAGCGACGAACCGACAGGAAUUUCCUCAAUUCAGAGAGGUCGCGAAUUUCCAACCCUCGAAAAAUGCACAUCCUGCUGUUCCCUGUACCAUUGUCCAUUCUGUUCUACUGUUUUUUACAAACCCUCGAAAAAAAGUAAAUUGCUGUCUCAUCUUCAGCUUCACUUCUCAAGGGCGGUCAUUCAUGACGAUUAUACUAUACACCGGUGUGGUCUAAGUUGUAGGACAAAAUUACACUACCAUUGUGUGUAUUGUUCUUCCAUUGUAUUCCGACGUGACAACUUUGAAGCCCACCUCAAAGGAUGUAAGAUCCGCAAUGCUUCCUUUACCACCACCACAUCAACCAUCAUUCCUGAUGUGCCACCCUUGACUGCCACUACAUCGACCGCCAAUACAUCAACCACCGUUUUUGAUGUGCCACCCUUGACUGCCACUACAUCGACCGCCAAUACAUCAAACACCGUUCUUGAUGUGGCACCCUUGACUGCCACUACUUCGACCGCUACUACAUCGACCGCCAAUACAUCAAGCAACAUUUUUGAUAUGCCACCCUUAAGUCCCAGUAUGUCCUGUGUGCGAACGCAGCUACGGAAAAAAGCUGUUGUCAAGACCAAAUGCCCUUAUUGCCACAUUACCAUUCUCAGAAAAAAUUUAAGAAAACAUCUGGAGAGGAAACACACCAAAUGUAGGGAAGACAUUACAGCAAGUCAUCACCUUUAUUCUGAAUGCAUAGACCAAUCUGAUGGUGGCAUGAGUCCAUCAAUAAACGACUCAAUGAACGACUGAAUUAAUAAAUAAUAUUUUGAUCACAAAAAAGUUGUCUUUUUCUUAGAUAGCUGAAUGACGGCAGCUAAAUUCUGUAUGACAACUACUGAUCUAUAUAAAUGACUGGAUUGCGCAUUGAAAUGCUUAACAUAAUAGCAAGAAGUGAAGUCACUGUAGAGUUCGAGCGGCCAUUUUGGUAUUCCCAACCGGCAUAGGGGGUAUUUAACUUGCAUUCAAAAUCUUGAUCUCAAUUCACUCGGUUUACAGCGUAUCAGUCACAAGAUAAUUUUUUAGGAUAUGUGUACAUAAAUUAAGUGUUACUUCUAAUGUUAUUUGCAAUGUUUAUGUUUUGAUCGGGCAGAAUAAGAGAUUUAUAGAAAACGUUUGGGUGAGUGUCUGCUGCAUUCUGUUGUAAUGACACGUGUAAAUAAAGUUUUAUGAGCA